GUGCUGAAUUUGCCUUGGUAGUCGAGUCUUUUUUGAAGUCCAGUUCCACUCUUGUCUGAAAAAUGUCAUUUUCCCCGUUAUUUCGAACUAUCGUGUUUGCUAUUUCUCUGGUGUUUUCUCUGAUCGUCUUGGGCAUUGCUGCUCAUAUCACAUCGGUGACUCUGGAGUAUUUCGGCGGUUACUUGAUUUUCGGCGCCUUGGCAAUUGCCACUGCAGUUCUAACGAUCGUGACGAUUCCUGUACUUUUCAUCAUGGAUGUGUUGAGACGUGGGGCUUUCACGUCCAUGAUCGUGGUGGAGCUAGUUUGGCUCUUUGUGCUGUGGGUUUUAUGGCUUGCCACUGGCGCUGAUGCCGCAUCAGCUACUUCUUUGACCUUCCCUUUCGGAUGCAACUACUUCAACCCACUUGAAAAUCAAAUAUGUCACGAAUUUGCUGCGGUAGAAGCAUUCGCAUUCCUCAAUUUUAUCCUCAUGUUCGUGUAUACUGUGGUGAUUCUUGUGUUUUCUAUAGUCGCCGGAAGUCGCGGUAACAGUGUCUGGACAUCAUCCGUGAAGGAGGCCAACUUCCAUGCACCCACGAACGGUGCAACGACCACACAUCCGCUGACGCAAUAUUCUGGUGCUAAUGCUACGCACAGUCAGCCGGAGGCACCGUCAAAUACAGUUGGUACACCAGUCACAGUGUGAAGAAUGACUCGUCUUGUGCAUGGACCAGGCAUGUUUGAUUCUGAGAUAUCUAUAUUUUCCAAUGGGGUACGUUUUCUUGCAGACACCAGUAUACGAUGUCUUGCACAUGUUGUAUAUGUCACGAAUCUCAAUGAUGUUAGUUUCUAUCCAUAUCGCGUGUAACUUGAGAAAGCUGGCAGUUUAGAAAAUGCUACCGAUU
This is a messenger RNA of Serpula lacrymans var. lacrymans S7.9, 885 nucleotides long. RefSeq lists its product as uncharacterized. Gene Ontology annotation, cellular component: membrane. NCBI's taxonomy places the organism in Eukaryota, Fungi, Basidiomycota, Agaricomycetes, Boletales, Serpulaceae. The transcript is spliced from 6 exons. The record is from RefSeq and is a predicted model, not a curated record. The coding region runs from base 63 to 686 and encodes 207 amino acids.